ACCCUCUCCACCUUACUUCAGUCAGCUGGUCUCCUUCUCUCCUCUCCCUUUCUAUCAUCCAAAUUCCCCAAUCCUUACACUGCUUGUCAUUCUCCAGCUAGAUAAAGGCUUCUCACUGUUUAGUUUACUCUGCUAAGAAAAAGAGCAAACAAAGCUACAAUUCUGCUUCAAAGUUGCUAACGCUACUUUCUCCAGUUCAGCAUGGCGAUCCUUCGAUCGCUGUUCUGUGUCUGGAUGUUGGUCACAUUGCUGUCAUUGGGUCCCCAGAGCUCACUCGGAAGAUCUCAUUUCCAUAAGAAGCAAAAGAGUACUCCGAAAAACGGUAAAGGCCAUAGCUCUGUGUCCCCUGUAAAUUCCCCAGCAAACGCACCAGGUACUACCACUACCGAUCCCUGCAAUUCAAGCUCGGAUCCAUGUAUCUUCGAUGUGAGAUCCUUCGGUGCGGUCGGUGAUGGUUCCACCGAUGACACCGAAGCAUUCCGGUCGGCAUGGAAGGAAGCCUGCUCCGUCGAGUCAGGUACGCUGCUCGUGCCGUCGGAUGGCGUCUUCAUGAUCACUUCCACAAUCUUCUCUGGCCCUUGCCAACCGGGGCUUGUGUUUCAAGUUGAUGGAGUUUUGAUGCCACCCGACGGCCCCGACUGCUGGCCAGAGUCCGACAGCAAGCUCCAGUGGCUCGUGUUUUAUCGACUCGAUGGGAUGACUUUGAGAGGAGAAGGAACAAUUGAAGGGAAUGGAGAAGAGUGGUGGAACCUCCCCUGCAAACCCCACAGAGGGCCAAAUGGAUCCACAUUGCCCGGACCUUGCAGUAGUCCUGCAUUGAUCAGAUUCUUUAUGAGCCGCAACCUGACUGUGAGAGACCUAUGCAUUGAGAACAGCCCACAAUUCCACGUCAAAUUUGAUGGCUGUGAAGGGGUGCAUAUCGAAGGCCUGACGAUAAAUUCGCCUGCUCUUAGUCCGAACACCGACGGCAUCCAUGUCGAGAACACAAAGUCCGUCGCAAUCUACAAUUCGAUGAUAAGCAAUGGUGAUGACUGCAUCUCUAUUGGCCCUGGUUGUUCUGAUGUUGACAUAGAGAACAUCACCUGUGGCCCAGGUCACGGCAUAAGCAUUGGAAGCCUUGGGAUCCACAACUCUCAAGCUUGUGUCUCAAAUGUAUCUGUAAGGAAUGCAGUGAUAAGGCACUCUGAUAAUGGUCUAAGGAUCAAGACAUGGCAGGGUGGUAUGGGGACCGUAUCGAGUAUUAGCUUCGACACCGUAUACCUGGAGAACGUAAGGAAUUGUAUCAUCAUAGACCAAUACUAUUGCUUGGACAAGAAGUGUAGGAAUCAAACAUCGGCGGUCUACGUAUCCGAUGUCUCAUACACUAACAUCAAAGGGACAUACGAUGUAAGGAGUGCCCCCAUACACUUUGCAUGCAGUGACACCGUGCCAUGCACCAAUAUUACCAUGUCGGAGGUCGAGCUACUACCUUAUGAAGGGGAGCUUGUGGAUGAUCCCUUCUGUUGGAAUGCUUAUGGGGUCACACAGACCCUCACAAUCCCUCCUAUCUCUUGUUUGCAGGAUGGGCAGCCUCAGAAUCUCCAGGACAGCUCCAAUUAUAAUUGCUAACACAACAUAACAUGCUUUGGCCAUAGCAAAUAGUAGCCACAUAUAGAACAUAGAAUAAAGUCCAAGACCCGUACAGCUGAUGAACAAUUAAUUUUUCUUCGUUGUUCUGGCCAUUGUGGGGCUUGCAUGGUGUUUGUGAACCUUUUCUAUAUGUAUUUGCUUCCAUGUAUUUGUGCUUUUGUUGUAGAUGGCCCAUUGGCCUCAAAUAGUUUUAAAAGCAUGGGAGGGUAACCACAAGGUGCAUUUGAAUGGAAGUUUUAUCUUAGUUAUAUAAUUCCCACUUGUUCAUGG
This is a messenger RNA of Elaeis guineensis (African oil palm), 1899 nucleotides long. RefSeq names its product polygalacturonase At1g48100. Gene Ontology annotation, molecular function: polygalacturonase activity. NCBI's taxonomy places the organism in Eukaryota, Viridiplantae, Streptophyta, Magnoliopsida, Arecales, Arecaceae. Gene Ontology annotation, biological process: carbohydrate metabolic process. The record is from RefSeq and is a predicted model, not a curated record.